Messenger RNA from Leishmania mexicana MHOM/GT/2001/U1103, 801 nucleotides. Its product is annotated as putative surface antigen protein 2. Gene Ontology annotation, molecular function: protein binding. The transcript has a single exon. Bases 1 to 801 code for a protein of 266 amino acids. The record is from RefSeq and is a predicted model, not a curated record. Lineage: Eukaryota; Euglenozoa; Kinetoplastea; Trypanosomatida; Trypanosomatidae. Gene Ontology annotation, cellular component: plasma membrane.
AUGACAUCGCUGUCAUUUCUUUAUCUGGAGGGCACUAGGGUGUCCGGCAGUCUGCCGCCCACGUGGAGUGGGAUGACAAACGCCCAGCUUUUGCAGCUGGAGAACUGCGAUCUGUCCGGCAGUCUGCCCCCCUCGUGGUCUUCGAUGCCGAAGCUGCAGAAAGUGUCACUGAGCGGGAACCACUUCUGCGGGUGUGUGCCCGACUCGUGGACGGCGAAGGAGCGCCUCGAUGUGACCAUCGAGGAAUGGCACAAGGGCGAGGACUGCAAGCUUGCUAACGCCUGCCGCCCGACUACUGCUCCGCAAACAACCACGACGACCACGCCCACGACCACCACGACCACGACCACCACGACUAACCCGCCCACCACGACGACCACGACUAACCCGCCCACCACGACGACCACGACUAACCCGCCCACCACGACGACCACGACUAACCCGCCCACCACGACGACCACGACUAACCCGCCCACCACGAGUACCACGACUAACCCGCCCACCACGACGACCACGACUAACCCGCCCACCACGAGUACCACGACUAACCCGCCCACCACCACCGGCACCCCAGCAGCCUCCUCUACUCCUUCUCCAGGGUCGGGGUGCGAGGUGGAUGGGUGUGAGGUGUGCGAGGGGGACUCCGCUGCGCGGUGCGCCAGGUGCCGUGAUGACUACUCCCUGACGGACGAGAGGACGUGCCUGGUGUACUGCGAUGGCGGCGUGGCGGCGUCGGGCGGAGCGGUGGCUGCCGCUGCUGUGUGGGCGGCUGUGCUGUUGAGCGUGGGGCUGGCGGCGUGA